Messenger RNA from Empidonax traillii (willow flycatcher), 485 nucleotides. RefSeq names its product SEC11 homolog C, signal peptidase complex subunit (gene SEC11C). Lineage: Eukaryota; Metazoa; Chordata; Aves; Passeriformes; Tyrannidae. The record is from RefSeq and is a predicted model, not a curated record. The transcript has 5 exons. Gene Ontology annotation, molecular function: serine-type endopeptidase activity. Gene Ontology annotation, cellular component: signal peptidase complex; membrane. Bases 21 to 485 code for a protein of 154 amino acids.
ACCAGGUGCUGAACUUUGCCAUGAUCGUGUCCUCUGCCCUGAUGAUCUGGAAGGGGCUCAUCGUGGUCACGGGCAGCGAGAGCCCCAUCGUGGUGGUGCUCAGUGGCAGCAUGGAGCCAGCUUUCCACCGGGGGGACCUGCUGUUCCUCACCAACUUCCACCACGACCCGAUCCGCGCGGGGGAAAUCGUUGUUUUUAAGGUGGAAGGCAGAGACAUUCCCAUAGUUCACAGAGUAAUCAAAGUGCACGAGAAAGGAAAUGGGAACAUCAAAUUUCUGACCAAGGGCGACAACAACGAGGUCGAUGACAGGGGGUUGUACAAAGAAGGGCAGAACUGGCUGGAGAAGAAAGAUGUGGUUGGAAGAGCCAGAGGGUUUUUGCCCUACGUGGGGAUGGUGACCAUAAUCAUGAACGACUACCCCAAAUUUAAGUACGCCCUGCUGGCGGUGAUGGGGGCCUACGUGCUGCUGAAACGGGAGUCCUAA